AUGAUGCAGCAACAGCAGCAGCAGCAGCCUCUGCCGCCCCCUCCGCCGCAGCACCCGCCGCCGCAGCCCGGCGGCGGCGGCGGGGACUUCUACCGCGGCCCGCUGCAGCCGCCGAUGCGGCAGCUCUCUGCGGCGUCAUCCACCAACCUCGCGCCCGACUACGCCGGCCACCCGGGACCCCAGCAGCACCAUCAGCAGCAGCAACAUCAACAGCAACAGCAGCAGCAGCCGUUCGACGCCUAUGGGGACAAUUUUGGCGCUAAGAGGAUGCGGAAGCCUGUCCAGCGACGAACAGUGGACUACACGAGCUCUCUCGUCCGUUAUGCUCAGGCUCGCAUGUGGCAGCGGGAUGCAAGGGAUAGAUUCACGUUGCAGCCAACCGCAGCUGCUGUCCUGGAUAUGUUGCCUUCUGUUGCAUACCCAGACAACCCCUCUACAAGUUUUGCUGGGAAAUUUGUUCAUUCAUCUAUCAAUAAGAACCGGUGCUCCAUAAACUGUGUCGUGUGGACUCCUACGGGACGCCGGCUUAUUACUGGAUCACAGAGUGGUGAAUUCACCCUAUGGAAUGGACAAUCUUUUAAUUUUGAAAUGAUUCUUCAGGCUCAUGAACAAGCCGUGAGAUCAAUGAUUUGGAGUCACAAUGAAAAUUGGAUGGUUACGGGUGAUGAUGGUGGUGCAAUAAAGUAUUGGCAAAGUAACAUGAACAAUGUCAAAGUGAAUAAAACUGCACACAGAGAAUCAGUCCGUGACUUGAGCUUUUGUAGAACAGACCUGAAGUUCUGUUCAUGUUCUGAUGACACAACCGUGAAGGUUUGGGACUUCGCAAGAUGCCAAGAAGAAAGAUCCCUAACUGGCCAUGGUUGGGAUGUUAAAAGUGUCGAUUGGCAUCCCACAAAAUCUUUACUGGCUUCAGGUGGGAAAGACUAUCUUGUAAAACUCUGGGAUGCAAAAAGUGGUAGGGAGCUACGUUCAUUCCAUGGUCAUAAAAAUAUUGUGCAGUGUGUAAAAUGGAAUCAGAAUGGGAACUGGGUUUUGACUGCGUCUAAGGAUCAGAUUAUCAAGUUAUAUGAUAUUAGAUCCAUGAAAGAACUUGAAUCCUUCCGUGGGCACAAUAAGGAUGUAACUGCUUUGGCAUGGCAUCCAUUCCACGAAGAAUACUUUGUUAGUGGGAGCUAUGAUGGUGGAAUCUUUCAUUGGUUGGUCGGCCAUGAAGCCCCACAAAUUGAAAUAAAUAAUGCACAUGACAAUAGUGUGUGGGACCUUGCCUGGCAUCCAGUGGGCUAUCUACUUUCCAGUGGUGGCAAUGAUCAUGCUACAAGAUUCUGGUGUAGAAACAGGCCUGGCGAUCUUACCCGUGAUAAAUUCAACAGCGGACAGAUCCAAGGUUAUGGUGACCAACACUCUGCUUUUGCUGGUCGAUUCCAGAUGCCUGAACAAACACCUGGGCCAUUUGCUGGUACAAUACCUGGCAUUGGUGUUGCAAUGCAUCUUGUUGGAUCUGAUCAUGGAGAACAGAGGCCAUCUAUACCUGGUCUUCCACCUGGCCCGCCUCCGUUGCCACCAGGUCCUCAUCCAUCUCUUCUACCCACUGGGCAGCAGCAACACUAUCAACAGAUGCCUCAGCAGCAACAUUCUCAAUUUCGGCCACCGCCUCCAAAUAUGCCACCGCCAGCACACAUUCUUCAACAUCAACAAGGACCUCGAUCAUCACUUCCUCAGCUUCCAUCGAUGCCAGGUUCCAUGCCAGGGCCAUCACCAGUGAACCCACCGCUACCACCCAUGCCACACCCAAUGGCAAUGCAAGGUUCGUCAACCCAGAUGAUGCCUCAAAUGCCACAACACUUGAUUGGCCUGAACCAGAAUCAUCCGGGUUCCAUCCCUCCCGGCAAUAUGCCUCCAAUGGGCAGCUUCCCGAACGGAAUGGGAAACAUUCAAGGUUCCUCAGGUGCUUCUGGCAUGCAAAACUUUCCUAUGGGCAGUAUGUACAACCGGCCUCAGGGCCAGAUGGCUCCACAAGGACAGAUGUCAUCCAUUCCUGGUCUAGGUUCUUACCAGGGAUGGGCAAUGUUGGCCUUCCACCACCGCCACCACAGCAUCCUCCGCCUCGCGGUGCAGCACCACAGUGAAAUCAUGUAA
This is a messenger RNA of Triticum turgidum subsp. durum (durum wheat), 2136 nucleotides long. The record is from the annotation of a GenBank genome assembly. Lineage: Eukaryota; Viridiplantae; Streptophyta; Magnoliopsida; Poales; Poaceae.